AUGUUUGGCAACGUGGAUUUUCUAUCCUUUGAUGGCGAAGUAACACCUCCACCAACCACUUCGUCGGGAAAUAUUCGUACUAAAGUUCGCCAGCGAGAAUUAGUGCUGCAGCGUCUAGAAAGUUCCCGUGCUAGCCUAGCUGAACUUAAUACCAUGACCGAGUCGAUGCUGAAGGUCAAGCUUGAGAUUUUGCAACGCUAUCUGGAUAGCUUUGAGGCGAUUCAAUCUCAACUGGAAGAGCUUGAUGAGUCCGAAUUGGAAGGAACGCAUCGCGCCAAAUUUGAAGCUGCCUAUCUCGUAUUAAAAUCUGCCAUCAUGGAGAGGCUCGCUCAUCUACGUGCAAUUGAACCUGACACCUUAAGCAGUACGCGCAUUGUUUCGUCGUCAACUCAUUCAAGAUUUCACCUUCCGAAAUUACAGCUUCCGAAAUUCUCUGGGCAUCAUGCAGAUUGGCUUGACUUUUAUGACAUGUUUUCGGUCUUAGUCCACACAAACAACGAGCUAUCAGAUAUCGAAAAGUUUCAAUAUCUUCGAUCAUGCCUAACCGAUAGCGCUGCGCGACUUGUACAAGCACUAGAAGUCACCGCGGUCAACUAUCGCAAGGCUGUUGAGCUACUCAGUGCACGAUAUGACAAUAAAAGACUAAUUUUCCAGUCGCACCUAAAAAGAGUUUUCGAAAUUCAGCGUGUCAUGAAGCCGUCUGCAACUACACUUCGUGAAUUCAUCGAUAUGGUAAACGGAAGUCUACGCGCAAUGGAAUCUUUAACAUCAAAAUCUCAAAUUUCUGAUGGCAUUAUCCUCCAUCUGCUUACCUCCAAACUCGAUGAGUCGACUAGAACAAAGUGGGAGGACGAGGUGGCCACAAAGUGGACUAAUACGAGCACCUCGCCACUUAAACUGCCUUCGUGGGAUGAUUUGGCCAGCUUUCUGGAGCGCCGCUGCCAAAGCUUUAACAUUAUGGAGGCCAGCAUCGCUUCGACAAAAAACAUUCCCUCAUCGCCUCCCAGACGUCAUCGUACUCUGAAACCGCAAUCCAGUUUGUUGUCAACGCAUGCGGACAAAUGCUUAUUGUGUGACGAGCAAAUCAGCCACAAUGCGUUCAAUUGUUCUAAAUUCAUGGCAUUAGAUCCAAUGGACCGCUUUGUACUUGUCAAGCGCAAACAAUUGUGCCUGAAUUGCCUAGGAACGAAACACUCUUCAAGUAAUUGUCCAUCACCGAGAAGGUGCCAGCAUUGCCGGGUAAGCCACCAUACGCUGUUACACCGUCACCCACCUCAAGCUCCUCAAGGUCGAGAAGCCAACAAGGGUACUUCUUCGCUUCCAUUCGCACUACAUGUACACGAUAUACGUAGUGAGGUCAUCCUCGCAACGGCGCUUGUGCACCUAGAUAACAGGAACGACGUGACCAUAACAGCUCGCGCACUCCUCGAUUCAGCUUCCCAACUGAAUUUCAUCACGGAACGCAUAGCGCAGUUGCUUAAGGUCAGGCGCAGUAAAACAAACGUGGAAAUAAGUGGAAUUGGAGCAGUCACUACCACAUCGCAGCAAAUUAGUUUAGUUGGUGUAUCUUCGUUGCAUUCCGGUUUUUCGUCAGUUUUGGAAGCUGUUAUAUUGCCGUCAAUUUCCUCCAAGCAGCCUCAACAUCGCCUAAAUAGUACGAAAUGGGGAAUCCCUACCAACAUCAACCUGGCUGACGCCACAUUUAAUCAACCGGGACCUAUUGAUAUCCUAAUUAGGGCCAGCCUGUUCUUCGACAUACUUUCGGUAGGCCAAAUAAAACUCAGUGAGUGUUUACCGACACUGCAAAAAACACAGCUGGGUUGGAUCGUCGCUGGAGCAAUAACACUUUCGCCACCGUCUUCGUAUCCGACGUCGCUGCUCUCGUUGCCGGCGCUGCCUUGCUCAACUUCGCUGCUUGUGUCGUCGCCCUCACCAGAGCUCAGCAAUGUGACUAUACAGCCGCAGCCUGCAUUGGAGUCGCUGUUGGAAAAAUUUUGGAAAUUAGAAGAUGACUAUCAUCCAGAAACAACAAGGCGUAAGGCUGAUGAAAGAGAGUGCGAGAACUAUUUCACACAAACAACAAUGCGGUGUCCAGUCACGAAUAAGUUCAUUGUUCGCCUUCCAUUUUCAAGUAACCCAAGUAAAUUAGGGCAUUCAUUUGACAUUGCCCGUCGACGGUUUUUGGCAGUAGAGAAAAGAAUGCUAAUAAACGACCCAGUUGGAGCAGAAUAUAAGAAAUUUAUUCAUGAAUAUAUAGAUUUAAACCAUAUGAUUGAGAUUACACCAACAAACUCUUCGGCAAGCAUAGGCACAUAUAUUCCACAUCAUUGCGUUACAAAGGAAGAUAGUUCGACCACAAAAUUACGGGUUGUGUUUGAUGCUUCCUGCCGCACAUCGAAUGGUAUCGCACUCAACCAAAUUCUUCGCGUCGGUCCAACUCUACAGGACACCAUUUUCACUGUACUUCUUCGUUUUCGAACUCAUAGCUAUGUGCUUAUGGCCGAUAUAACGAAAAUGUACCGGCAGAUUCUGGUCGAUGAGCGAGAUGCCAAAUGGCAGUGCAUAUUAUGGCGAGAUUCGCCAAGUGAACCACUCAAGACUUAUCAACUACGAACAGUGACAUACGGAACCAGUUGCGCUCCUUUUUUAGCCGUAAGAUGUUUGCAGCAACUGGCGUACGAUAACAUGUCCAACCACCCCAUUGGAGCUGCUGUCACUCUACGAGAUUUUUAUGUCGACAAUCUCAUGACAGGUAGCAACACCAUUGAGGAUGUCAUUAAAAUUAAAAGGGACGUCAUAGAUUUGCUUGCUAAAGGAGGAUUUCCUCUUCGAAAAUUUGCAUCAAACCACAACCGCAUCAUCGAUGACAUUUCUGAGCCAGACAAAGAAGCAGUAAUAGGUGGUGAUGUCGACUACAUAAAAACGCUUGGUCUGAAGUGGUCGCCUGCUAAUGACUACUUCUUCUUCUCAUACGCACCAUCGCAACAACGCAUACCAAAAGCCAAUGCGAGCAUGAAGGCUUACGGAGCAUGUGUUUACGCGGUUUCUCAUACUGACGGUAGCGCACAUACCUCGCUCAUCACUGCAAAGUCAAGAGUGGCACCAACAAAAACAGUCACUCUCCCCAGAUUAGAAUUGUGUGCUGCGCUUCUGCUGGCAGAAUUGUUAGAAUCGGUAGUAUCAAUACUCGCUGUCAAUCGACGAAACGUGCACUGCUGGUCAGACUCCACGAUCGCAUUGUCGUGGAUACAAGGCGAGCCUUCACGUUGGACAACAUUUGUGGGAAAUAGGGUAGCUAAGAUUCAACAGCUCACAGCUGACUACACCUGGCAUCAUGUAUCAUCAAGCGAAAACCCUGCUGAUUUAGUAUCGCGGGGAGCGAAGGUGCGGGAUCUCAUUGGAAAUAAUCUGUGGUUUCACGGUCCCCAAGUCAUCCACAUCCAAGAAUACCACUGGCCGUCCAUCUCCAAUAAUAUCGUCGUAGAUGUACCAGAGCAACGCAAACAAGUGCAUACUCUUGUGGUAUCUCCAUCAGAAGACAUCAUCGAGGAACACAAAUUUGCCAACAAUUAUCUUAAACUCCUGCGCGUUUUCGCUUACGCUAAACGCUUCAUCGACAAACUUCGAAAUAUACCAACCGAGUGUGGUACAAUAACAGCACCUGAACUAGACGACACUCUGCUAUUGAUUCUUCGUUAUAUUCAGCAAAAAUCCUUCACUGCCGAAUACAAGGCGUUGCAGAAAGGCAAGCAUAAUUCGUGUUGGGGGCAGACUCUCAAAUGCGUCACUGCCAUUCGACACCAAGCAUCCCAUUUUGUUACCGAAGUCACACCCCUUCGUCCGCACUUUGAUUGA
Molecule: messenger RNA, 3855 nt
Organism: Rhagoletis zephyria (snowberry fruit fly)
Lineage: Eukaryota; Metazoa; Arthropoda; Insecta; Diptera; Tephritidae
Source: RefSeq, a predicted model, not a curated record